UGCAUUAAUUGUUUUUACUACUUGUCACCAAGCACAGAACACCAUUGACAAAUUAGCUGUUUCAUUUCACCACCAGAUUCGACCUAAACUGUUAAAGAGUGUACACAAGAGUGAUGAUCGUUUAAGAUAUUUGUUAGAAGAGCGAAAAACUGCAUCAGAACAUGAUAGGUCGAAAAGAGGCAUCGAACCACAAGGUAAUGGGCACAUGUUGAGGUCUGGUGCUAACCCCGUACCAACGGGUGUCGAAGAGGAAUAUUUUACUACGUAUGAACCCCACUCUGUUACUACGAGUCUGUCGGACGUUACACAACAAACCGAAUCACACCCACAGUCUGAUCCGUAUAUAUACCAAUUUGAACCACUGAACGAAUACCCGCCGGUUGAUCAACAUAGGGCAACAUAUGACAGACGGGAACCCUUGAUACAUUCAGAUACAUAUAACCGUCAUGGACAUACUGUACGGACAGAGUCACAGCACACAGUAACGCAGCAGACACAAAGCACUACAAUUUCCAGGAACUCGGAAUCACGUCAUGUUGUCAUGCGUCAUCCUAUCGAUCCGACCAGUAUUCUUGAUAUGUUAUCUCGCGAAUCACGCAUAAAUCGUACUGCGGCAAUUAACAGUUUUCUGGCAAAAGAAGAACUGAAGAAGGCUUCCCACAGUAUAGACAACGACAUUCUAUCAGCGUAUGGAGGGUAUAAUUCGUACUCUAAAAUUAAAGAAAGUAGUACUGGUCACAUCAUGGCAUCAUUAGAUAUGUGGCUCACGAAAGAACAAGUCAACUUAUUUGGUAAAAGUGGUGGGCGAGUAAAGAGAAAAUCUAUUAGACCAAAGGAAUAUAGAUGGACAAAUGCUAUAAUACCAUACACCAUUGAAUCUUCAUUCCGUAUUUCGGAUCUCAAGUUAAUUAAAGAAUCUAUGCGAGUUUGGGAGGCAGCUACUUGUAUUAGAUUCCGCCAGGCUGUUGAUACAGAUAAAAAUGUUGUUACAAUAAUCAAUGGACCCGGCUGUAGUUCACAUGUUGGUAUGAUUGGUGGCAAGCAAGAUUUAACACUGCAUAUAAACUGCCGAAAGAAAGCUAUAGUUGUUCAUGAGUUGGGUCAUGCUAUAGGAAUGAUACACGAACAUCAGCGACCGGACAGAGCAGAAUUUGUUUCUUUAAAUAAACAGAACGCUAUGCCCGGCACAGAAGCAGAUUUUCAAAUGUAUUCGUGGGAUGUUAUUGAUAGCAUUGGUAUAAAAUACGACUAUAGAUCUAUAAUGCAUUAUGGAGGCACGGCCUUUGCAAAGGAUAACGGUGUAACUAUAAAGACACGUGAUCCCAGAUAUCAGGAUAUAAUUGGUAAAGCUACAACCAUAUCACAAGCUGAUAUUGAGACUGUCUCCGGGAUGUAUGAAUGUCCAGCUCGAAGAAACAGGGUGCCCGCUCAAGAAUGGACAUGGUUGAACGGCCUAUUGCCGUCAAACUUUGAAGGUCAAUCGAUAACAAGAGAACGUAAACCACCAAUAAGGGAUGUUAAUCCACGGGGCAGAAUUGUGCAGCCAUCGCGUACAAUAAGUCGUCAGCAACCAGCACCGAUUAGGCGUCGUGUCAGACCAACACCUACUUUCAAUAGAAAUCAACAAAAUUUUAGACCUACAAAUCAACGUAACGGAAACAGAAACGAUCCGUGGAUGAAUGAUUUUUUCAGAGGAAAUAGGUUUAGUAAUAAUGGAUUUGGUAAUAGACCAUUCGUUAAUAACAGGAAUGGGAACAAUCAAUUUGGCAAUUCGUUCUUUGGUUCAAUGUUCCAACAAGAUCCCGCAAGUGCUGCAAUAUAAGGCACUAACUGGUUUAUGGAUAUAAAUAUGCAUCCCUUAACAGUUUAUUAUACAGGAUUAUUGAAACAAAUAUUAUUUUUUUUUAUGAAAUUUUGUAUAUUUCAUUAAGUUAACAACUUUAGAAAUUCCCAAAUGUGUAAAAGCUCUACCUCUACCUGAAAAGAUAUAUAAGCAAGCUGUCUAAACUUGACGGACCAAAUUUGUACCUUUAACACAAGGAUGUCCAUUUAAAGUUAAUCAGUAGUAAAUGGCAUUGUUUACUUUUACUAGGAUUAUGUUGGGCAUUUUAUGAGAAUAUGGAUACUCCAUGUCAUUAAAAUUUGUUACAUAUUAUUCUGCAACACAGUUUGGUGUUAUUUUAGCUAAAUGCAACAAAUAUUAUUUAUUUUAAUGUUACCUAGGCUUCUUGAGAAAAAAAAUGGUUUAGUGCAACUACUUUACAAAUGUAAUACUACUUGAUUCAGUGUUGAUGCAAAUACAUGUAUGUCAUUUCAGUAUCCAUUCCUGUAAAUGCAAUUUUGGUAAAUCUAAUUACAGUUUUAUUUCUAUGUAAACGUUUAACAUUUGUUAUCGCAAAUAAAUUAUUUUUUAAUGCCAUUUUAUGUAAACAGUCUAUUAUAUUCUGUCUGGGAAACAGUCGUAUAGAUUAUUGAAUCUUCACAUUUCUUUUAGUACAGAUGACAAUAUUUACUUGAUGUGUAAAACGAACACGGUCCUUGAUCAAUUUUAUUGUUCUGGUAGGAAAUUACCUUGUCCGCUACCAUUAAACAUACAUUAUGCAAGAGCUAAAUCUACCUAUUCCAGGUCUUUCUUUAGGCCUGAAAUGUUAUAUAAACUAUUAAUUAGACAUUUGUUAACAAAACAAGACCAUAAUCGACUCUCGAUGGCAUCGGGUACUCGAGAUUUUAACUAGAUUAGAACGAUUUGCCAUUUAAAAAUUUAAUUUAAAAAUGGGAAAGAAAGGCUAAGUCGAGAAUAUACCAGUGCCCUGGUUAUCACUUUGCACACAUCUACAAACUACAAACAGUGAUAAUGUGGCUCAGAAUGAAGUAAUUUGAAUGAAAUUUUCAAUAUUUUCAUUUUACAUUAUAUGUUUUUGAACUAUUAUAGCAAGAAUGGUCGGCUCUUUAUCUAAAUCUUACAUAAUGUAUCGUUAAGUACACUUGUUCCUUUGUUGAAUUCCCGUUAUAUGUCACUGGUUUC
Patella vulgata (common limpet) is the source of this 3025-nucleotide messenger RNA. Its product is annotated as protein SpAN. Gene Ontology annotation, biological process: proteolysis. Bases 206 to 1822 code for a protein of 538 amino acids. NCBI's taxonomy places the organism in Eukaryota, Metazoa, Mollusca, Gastropoda, Patellidae. The record is from RefSeq and is a predicted model, not a curated record. Gene Ontology annotation, molecular function: metalloendopeptidase activity; zinc ion binding. The transcript has 9 exons.